AGAGCGCGGCGGGUAGACGUUGCGGACCCGGAGCGGGCUCCGUCCACUGCCUGUUCCAGCAGCGGGGCGUAGCCUAGGGGCCCUGGCUUGGAAGUAAGGGUCCUGCAGCCGGUCCUUGCUCAUCCGCCUGCGGGGGGUGCGGCACCGCCUCCGGGGCCGGCCCUGGAGCGCGCGGCCUUGGCGUUGGGGGUCCUGGGGCUUUGGCACCUUCGCUAGGACCCUUCCUUUCUUGGCCUCGCUUCCCUCUGGCAGAAAGGCCCUAGUGAUGUGACUCUUUAGGAGACUUUAAUUAACACAGGCCGAGCAGUACGCACCCUUCCUGUUUGCAGCAAUUUAUUUCCUAAUUAAACAGUUUUCACAGAGAGGAAGACAGUAAGCUUCAACCCAGGUUUCCAGCAGUGGCAGCAUUCAUGGCAGGGCCCCUGUGGCGAGCCACUGCAUUUGUGCAGAGACACAGAACGGGCCUGUUGGUGGGCUCGUGUGCAGGCCUGUUUGGAGCUCAGAUCUCGUACCACCUCUUCCCAGAUCCUGUGGUCCAGUGGCUGUACCAGUACUGGCCUCGGGGCCAGCCGGCGUCGCUCUCCCCAGAGCUGCAGAGGCUCUUCCAAGAGGUACUGCAGGACAUCGGCGUCCCCUCAGGCCAUCGCUUUGUGGCCUUCACCACCUUCACCUUCCAACCUGUGAGUGCCGGCUUCCCGAGGCUCCCUGCUGGGGCCGUGGUGGGCAUCCCCGCCAGUUUCCUUCCAAUCACCGACACCGAAGAGCCUGUGGUCGUCCAUGGGCAACAAGUGGACUGGCAGAGCCCGGCAGGUGCCCGGCUGAGAGAUUCCCUGACCCUGUCCCAUGCCGCCCAGAAGUUCGCCCUGGCCAGGGAGGUGGUGUACCUGGAGAGCAGCACAGCAGCCCUGCAGGCCCUCCCGGCCCCCGCUUGCCUGGUGGGCACCUGGGCCCUGGGCGUGGGGGCCAAGCACGCGCUGGGGCUCUAUGGGGGCCCCAUGAACUUACGGGCUGCCUUCAACUUGGUGGCAGCGGUGGUGGGCUUUGUGGCCUAUGCCUUCUCCACCGACUCGCUCACUCAUGCCCUGGAAGCCUGGCUGGACCACCGCACCGCGUCCCUGUCUGCAGCCUACGCCCGGGGCGGAGUGGAGUUCUACGAGAAGGUCCUGUCGGGCAACCUGGCCCUGCGCCGGCUCCUGGGCAAGCCUGGAGAGAAGCUGUAUACGCCCAGCGGGAAUGUCGUUCCCAGACACUGGUUCCGCAUCAAACAUUUACCCUACACCACCCGCCGGGACACUGUGCUGCAGGUGUGGCGGGCGACGCUCAACCCGGGCGGCUCCUGAGGCCCCAGCUCAAGGACAGCUCCCGCGCGUGCAGGCACCCCCUGCCACUGACUCUGGGGGACACUCUGGGGGACUCUGCGCCCACAGCCCAGUGGCGGAAGACUCCCAGGCUCUGGAGUUAAACAGCCUUGAUUUUACCCCAACUCACCACUUAGGAUCUCAGUGACCUUGGACACCGCCCUUUGUGACUCUGAGCCUUGGUUUCCCCUCCUGUAAAGUUGGGCUAUUGUAAACUACCUGGGAGGGUUACGCACUUGUACAAGAUCAUGAACUUAAGGGCCUGGGAGGGGUGCCAGAAAUGCACGGGAAGUCCCUCCUUGUUGGUCUUUGAAUAGUGAGCUGUGGGGCUCAGACCACAUCUCA
Messenger RNA from Vicugna pacos (alpaca), 1703 nucleotides. It is a transcript of the gene TMEM177, whose product is annotated as transmembrane protein 177. Gene Ontology annotation, cellular component: membrane. The record is from RefSeq and is a predicted model, not a curated record. NCBI's taxonomy places the organism in Eukaryota, Metazoa, Chordata, Mammalia, Artiodactyla, Camelidae.